AUGGUGAAAACAAAUGAGGAGAAACUUGCGGCGGAAAGAAGUGAUUCAUUGUUUCGAGGAGUGAGGAAGAGGAAGUGGGGAAAGUAUGUGUCGGAAAUCAAAUUGCCAAACAGCCGUCAAAGAAUAUGGUUAGGUUCUUAUGACACCGCAGAGAAAGCGGCGCGUGCAUUUGACGCGGCUACGUUCUGCAUACGUGGCAGUGGUGUAAGGAUUAGUUUCUCUAGUAAUAUUCCCGAUAUUGCCGGAGGAAGGUUCAUGAGCCAUUUUGACAUUCAAUCCGCCGCCACCCGUUUUGCCAACUCGGAGCCCCACAAUGAGUGUUCGGUUCGACCCAAUAAUACUCCAUCAGAUGAAACACUACCUUCGUCGUUGGAGACACCAAUCACACCAUUGUUGCCUAUGGAGUUGCCAUCUCCUGAUCUUUCUGAUGCGACGGUUCAAACGGAGAGUGACAUAACAGACAAUAAAUUGUUUAAGGAUAUGUUUUUAGACACCGGGUCGGGUUACUCUAUGUUUCCGGGGUUUGAUGAUUUUUGUGGCGAUUUCUACGUGCCGGAGUUCACAAAUUUUAAUUAUGAAGAAGGCAACAUGGAUGGGUUAAUAAUUCACCAUUCAUUGUUAUGGAGUUUCUAA
Messenger RNA from Vicia faba (fava bean), 633 nucleotides. NCBI's taxonomy places the organism in Eukaryota, Viridiplantae, Streptophyta, Magnoliopsida, Fabales, Fabaceae. The record is from the annotation of a GenBank genome assembly.